Volvox carteri f. nagariensis is the source of this 1560-nucleotide messenger RNA. RefSeq lists its product as uncharacterized. The coding region runs from base 65 to 1486 and encodes 473 amino acids. Lineage: Eukaryota; Viridiplantae; Chlorophyta; Chlorophyceae; Chlamydomonadales; Volvocaceae. The transcript has 8 exons. The record is from RefSeq and is a predicted model, not a curated record. Gene Ontology annotation, cellular component: nucleus.
AUUGGGUUGAGUUUAAGAAGGGCUGGUGCACUGACCUUGCAACUGAAACUUAAGCCGGACGUACAUGCCAAAGACAUCCAUUGAAGGCAUUCCCAAGAGGAAGGAGAAGACGUAUAAUAAACUGGUGAUCCUAAAUGAGAGCAGCGAUCCUGCGAGGGUGAAUACUGAAGGUAGAGAUGGUGGACGCGGCGCCAGCCCUGCAUCGGCGGGUAGCCGGGGUCAACGUGGCGUAACAAAACCCGUCACCACUGAAGAUGGAGGCGCGACGGAUCCGGCGGCACUGGCGGUUAAGAAUGAAGCAGCUAAGCGCGCCCGCGCAGACGAACUAAUGGCUCGUUUGAGCAAAAAACUCCGCGUCACAACGGGUGACAAGAAGCGACUGAAGCUGCAAGCGAAGAUGCUGCGCGUACUGCCCAAGUGUUCCCUCCCGCAAAUCGAGCCGAAGCUGUCGGCCAGUCCACCAGCACGUGGCUUGGCGACCGGCACCGCGGCUCCAGGCCGCUCCAUGGACAGCAGCCGGCCAGCCGCUGGCUGCAAAUUUGAACUUUCUCGGACGCCAAAAGCUGCACUGCUAGCGGUGACGCGAGGCAGCAGCACUGAGGAGGUCGCACGGCUGCGGCUGCGGCAACAGCGGUUCGGGGAUGCAACGGCCGCAGCUGCGCAGGAGGCGAGCGGAAAGGGAGAUGUGGUGCUGGCUGAGUCGGGCGGCUACGGAACCAGCGAGGCCCUGGAGAAGGAGUACUUGCGCCUCACAAGUCUCCCGCGAGUUGCCGAUGUUCGCCCGCCGGCUGUGUUGGCCGUCGCCCUGAAGCUGGUAAAGGCCAAGUGGCUGCAGCGGCCGGAUUACGGCGCGGCUUCGGAGCAGCUCAAAGCCAUUCGGCAGGACUUGACGGUCCAGCAUGUACGGGACCCGUUGACGGUUGACGUGUAUGAAACCCACGGGCGACUGGCGCUGGAGGCCGACGACCUGGCGGAGUUCAGGCGCUGCCACGGCGUAUUACGGCAGUUGUACGGCGAGGGGUUGCCAGGCAACCCUGCAGAGUUUGAGGCGUACGGGUUGCUGUACACUCAGGCGACCGCUGCCGCCCGGAACACGCUGUCGAUGGAGCUGAGCCGGGUGCCAACUCACCUGCUGAAGCAUAGCUUCAUGCGUCAUGCGCUGGAAGUGUGUUCAGCAGCAAGGUGCGGCAACUACGCACGCUUCAUAGCCUUGUAUGACGGAGCGCCGCGGAUGUCACCGUACAUCAUGGACCGGCUAUUGGGGCAGAUGCGGGCUUUAGCGCUGCAGAGCACCGUGGCUGCAUUCAAGCCGCUCCCCGUGCCGCUGUCACAUCUCGCAGCGCAACUGGGACUUGAGACCGAGGAGGAGGCGGCGGAUUUGGCAGAGCAGUAUGGCGCGGUGGCGGACAGGCAGACUGGGUGUUUGGAUACGAAAGCUUCUGCCGCUCAGCAGCUACUGGCGUCGCGAGGCAGUGCUGCCCAGUAACGUUCAGGGCUGGCAGACGACUUUUCGGCCGAUGAUGGUGCAGGCGCGUAAUUAAAUGUAAACCGCGCUAUGUU